UCAACGAAGACCAUUUAAGACAAACAAGCGUCUUGGAAGCAAUCUUCUCGACGUUUCAUUUUCCAAUGACAUGGCGUCACCCUUCGAAGGCCUUCCUACCCAGACGGAAGGAAAGGAAGAUGCUGGAAGUCAAGCCGCUGACGUUUUCGGAGCGCAGCCAGGAGGUUUUGGGGAGUCUGGUACCUCUGUGUUCAGUUUUCUGAACUCUGCCGCUGAGGCUCCUGGAACAUCUCAACCUCCUGGGGAGUCUGUGUUUUCCUUCCUCAACAGUGCGGAUGUCUCUGAGCCAGCACCUAUUACUUCUCCUCCGCAAGAGAGCAGUCCUUUGGCAGGAGGAUCUGCCUUUGCUUUCUUGGGCGGUGGCAGUCAAAGCUCUGAUCGCCCAGAGCACGCUGAACGGCUGGAUCAUCUGGAAGUUCCAAGUCCUGCUCCUCUGAGUGUGCCAAGCGCGCCAAGUGCACCAAGCAUGCCAAGUGUGCCCGUGGCGACACUGCCGGCAGCGGUGCCUAUGGUAUCCAGCAUGCAUGUGGCAUCCAGUGCACCUUUCACAGAGUCUGCUCCGGCAGAGACUGGCAUAAGAAAGAAGACGAGGAAGGCUUUGCUCCCUGGUCAUGCUUCGCGUCCGCAAGAGGCUGGAGUCGAAGCAACGAGGCCAGUGAUCCCUGUGGUGGAGGAGACUGAAGAGAAGCCGCCUCUGGAGGCACAGGCAUCAAAGCCACCUCCACCUCCUGAGCCAGUCUCGCAAGAGACCUUCCACCAUACGCCACAUGUUCCUGCCCUGGAUCAGUUGGCAGAGAGCGAGCCAGAAAGGCCGAAGGAGCCCCAAUCGGAGCCGCCUCGGAUGGAGCAGGCUGACAGCCUUCCGGCACCAGUCCCAGAGGUUGUGGAGCAGAAGGCUGGCUACGAAACGGAGCGGCCAGCGCAGGCUGAACCCGUGCAACAGCAUGUGCCACAGCAUGUGCCAACAGUUGAGUCGAGCUAUGUGCCACAGAAGCUGCCAGAGCGUCCGGCUGAACCUUCACCGGAGCCCAAGGUGAAACCCAAGCCGCCACCGCCUCCGCCUCCCACUCCGGAAGAGCAGCUGCAAAGAGCGUUCAACGUCUCAGGUGUGUGGCAAUGGCUGGAGGGCCAGCUUGUGAACAGCGAGAAGGAGCAGAAGCAGCUGCUUGAAGCAGAGGCUUCCUGUUUGUCAGCCAGCCAGCAAACUGCUGACAAUAUAGCUGCACUACGACAGAAGCUGGAAGCGACAGAGGCUGACCAGAACAGCCUUUGUGACAAGGAGCAGUAUGAAGAGGCCGAUGCUCUGGACGCACAGAUCCAGGAGCUCAAGGACCUGAUCUCCAGGGAACUGGAGGAGGUGGCAAGUGGUGCCAAAAAGCUGGUGAUCUUUGCGGAAAAUCUCCUUGGUCUCACCAGGGAUCGAGCAUCUUUGUCAACCAAAGCCCUUGAGCGCGUCGAGGCCCUCCAGCUUGAAGGAAAGGAGGCCUUCAAGGAAACAGAAGAGAGAUGUCAGCGCCGGGUAUCAGCAGAGGAGGCCCGCAUGGAGUCGGAGAGGAAGCGGAUGGAUUUGGCACAGUCACAUCUUCAGAAGGACUCGCAGAACCUUCAAGAAGAAUGGCAGCAGGUCAAUGAAGCGAUUGACCAGCAGACCACCGAGGACGUUGCUGAGAGAGACAAGGCCGUAUCCCAACGUGGUGAGCUGGAUGAAGAAAUCCAAGAACUUGAAAGGUUGCUCGCUUCAAAGUUGGAACAACGGAAGGAGUUGACGCAGGUGAUUGACUCGUGUGACAUCAGGAUAGCCUGCAUCAGGUCCAAGUUCGAGAAGCAACUUGGACGCCUGGAAGGCAAGCAAAAGAGACUGGAGGAAGCUCAAAAAGAGAUGGACAUGGACACCCAGCAGGUGUCACAGAUGGAAGCAGAGCUGCAAAAGGAGCGCGAGGCUUUGAAAGAACAAGAAGUGCAGCAUCAACGUCAGAUGAAAGAAAUUCGGAAGACAUCAAAAGAGCUCAGAAGACAGAGGUGGUUUCUGGCUGAAGUCAUCCAACAUCGUGUGGUGUGGCAGAAGCUCAUGGAACCCCAUAGAGACUCCUUGAGUGAGGAGCGCUUCGCUCCCGACCAGGCUCGGAGCAAGUGGGAGGAAACCACCCAGAAGUGCUUGGAGCUCUCUGCUACAUCAGCAAGCCAAGAGGCGGAGGCUGCCAAGCUGAGGAGCCAAAUCGAUGGCCAUGUGCAGAUGCUUCCGAACCUUGAGGCAGAGAAGAAGCUGGCUGUAGCCUCCAGAAGCUUCAAAGAGGCCGGCCGCCUGACGGAGGAGAUCCGCAGGCGUCAAGAAGGCAAGGAGAAAUUUGAAGCGGAGCUGGAGGCGCUGCAGGCUGGGCUGGCAGCUGCCAGGGAGGCACUUGCUACCUGUCGGCAAAGUGAGCAAGAGGCACAGGCCGAGCUCUUGAAAGUCGAAGAAAACUGCGCCGUCGAAGAGUUGCGGGUGUUGAGACAUCAGGUUACUGAUCUCCAGGAGCUUUGUAAAUCGCCCGCGCUCAGCGUCAAUGACCGUCGACUCUAUGAGCAGGAGAUUUGUGUCAUGCAGCGUCAGCAGGAACACCUCUCCAAGAAGUACAGUGUUGAUGUGGCCACUCUGGAAGAUAUCCCAAAAGAUGUCAUCGGAGAGCUCCAGGAUAAGAACGACAUGGAACUCCCUAGUGAGUCGGAAGAGGAAGAGCUCGGGCAGGUGCCAAAUGGAACCUCCGAGCCAGGCCUGGUGCAAGAGAAGGAAGAUCCUGCUCCAGCGACAUCGACUGACAUACCUGAAGAGACUUCUGAAGGGAAGGUUGAAGACAUCGCUGCCAGCGAUGUGGCCAGCCCUGCCGCCGCCAGCCCUGCCGCGGCCAGCCCUGCGGCCAGCCCUGCCAAUGCAGCGGGAGCGUUGAGCCCCGCGGCUGUGAAGGAAAGAGUUGGACAUCUGAAAACCCUGAUAGAGGAGCUCAAGGUCAAAAUCGAUGGCGUCGAGCCAGAAAUCGAAAAAGCUUGUGAAGUCGAGAACUUCGAUCUUGCUGAGGAGCUUGAAACUCAAAGAAAAGACUUGGCUCAACAGCUGACAGACUUUGGAAAGGAACUGGAGGUGCUGCAGAAGGACAUGCCUAGUGAAGAGGCAAUCGAGCAGCCUGAGGCUGAUGCAAAGCCGGAAGAGAAAGAAGAGGCUGAUGCAGCUGACGAGACAUAGAGGCAAAGCAAUGCUACCGUUUUCCUUGGCAGUCUCAUGGACCCGGCUCUCUCCUAAAUGGAUGUGAGUCUCGUGAAGUAUGCCUAGUUCUGAGGUGGCGCACAGACCCUUAGCCACAGCUUCGAAAGACAAAACUUUCGCCGUCCCAGGUUUCUGCGGUCCUUGAAGGACGCAAGCAUCAACAGAAGACAUAGUACUCAUGGACCUUCUCUAUAACUAUCAGCUGAGGUUGAGCAU
This is a messenger RNA of Cladocopium goreaui, 3454 nucleotides long. Lineage: Eukaryota; Dinophyceae; Suessiales; Symbiodiniaceae. The record is from the annotation of a GenBank genome assembly.